AUGCAACCACUCAGGCGACCGCCAUGCUCAUCGCAUCUCCAGUGGCAUUCCUGCCGCGGUCAGUCUCCUUGGCGACCGCCGUGCACCAGACAACGAGCUCAUCUCGUCGACGGCGUUCCAGCCGCAGUCAGCCUCUCUAGGCGACCGCCUUUGCAGCAGCAGCGUCCAAUUUAUCGACGACGUCCUUGCCGCGGUCAGCCUUUUAGGCGACCGCCUGUGCAGCAGCGUCGUCCAACUUCAUCAGCGUCAUCUCAGCUGCGGUCAGCCUUUCUAGGCGACGGCCGUACAGCAGCUUCGAGCAGCGUUUUCUUCAGUGGCAUCCGAGCCACGGUCAGCCUCUCUAGGCGACCGCCUUUUGCAGCUGUCCUCCGGCAGCUUUCAUCGACGGCGUGCUUCUCGCAGUACGUCAACUCGGACAUCAUCUCCGAGACAUCGCAGCAGAUCCAGCCAUCAUCCAUCGUCCAGCAUAAUUUAGCGAAUUUUUCCGAGGUGGCGAGGGACGACUUGAGCGGGGGUGUGGAUCGUCUGUCGGCUGUGGCGCGUGCAGUGGCGGUAUGGGCGUCCGAGACAGUGUGGCCAGUAUGGCUUGAGCGCCUGUCGCCAUCUACAGGCUGCCAACUCGCCAAAAAUCGCCACAUUAUACUUGUACAACCAAUGAAAUUGCUACAACCUAAUAAGUACGCCUAGCUUGGCGCGAAUGUUCAAAUAUUCGAAUUGGGAAAUUUUA
Molecule: messenger RNA, 727 nt
Organism: Nasonia vitripennis (jewel wasp)
Lineage: Eukaryota; Metazoa; Arthropoda; Insecta; Hymenoptera; Pteromalidae
Exons: 3
Coding region: 1-687 (228 amino acids)
Source: RefSeq, a predicted model, not a curated record